AUGACAGUUCCAAGAGAGAUUAUCUCGGAGAUACUGAAGCAUCUUCCUGUUAAAACUUUGCUGAGAUUGAGGUGUGUUUCUAAGUUGUGGUGCUCCGUCAUUGACGAUCCCUUGUUUGUUGAUUUACAUCAUUCUUUCUCCCAGACUCAGCCCGGCCGUAUCAACCUUCUCGUAGCAGCAUUUGUCACACUAUGCACUGUAGAUCCGAAAGGAAGCCCUGCCAUUGACAUUCUAGAUCUGUCCGAGCUCGACCACGACCACGAGUUAAAUUUGGAGAAUCCUACGGAUGAAUCAGGGUUUCCUACCCCUAUUCAGUCCGUGAAUGGCUUAGUCUGUACAAGCAACAGUAUAUUGAAUCCUAGCAGAAGAGAAAGCAAAGCUCUUCCACCCAUGAAGACCGCUGAUAUCAUGCCAGUGGUGCCAUUGGGUGUCAACAAAUACAAAACCCUUUCGCAAUGCUAUUUAGGGUUUGAUUCUUCCUCCAAGAAAUACAAAGUUGUAAGCAUGUUUUGCAUUAAUACCCGAAGAAAGGACAGAUCACUGGAAAUUGGAGAUGUCCGGUACAAGAUUAUGACUCUCGGUACAGAUCAUUCAUGGAGAGACAUUGAUUCUGUCCCGCAUCAAUUAAACAGAUUUUAUGUUGAACGACAGUUUUGUUACGUUGCCGAUGUUAUAUACUGUUUAGGUAAGAUUAACGAGUCUCGUAAGAUUAACGAUUGGAGCGAUCUACCAGUGAUAGUAGCUUUCGAGGUAAGGAAUGAGAAGUUCGGAAUAAUACCUCUUCCCCAAGGGACGACUGGAAUUGGAUUUUGUGAUCGGGACACCGCUAGUCGUAGUAUUGCUUAUUCCAUACAAGUCGGCGAACAUUUGGCUCUGAUUGAUACUUGUGUUACAACGAUUUGGAUAUUAGAAGACUACACCAAGCAAGUGUGGAGUAGGCACAGUAUCAUCCUUCCAUCUUGUUAUACUGCGGAUGAGAAUGAACUGUUUUUAACACCAGUUGGUACCAUCCACACUGGUGAAAUUUUAAUAAAAGUAAGUUCAAGAUUAUCAGAAUUAUCAGAAUUGUUAUACUAUAAUCUGGAAAGGAAAACAUUGAGGACCACAGCUAAGGUCAAGAUUGUAGCUCGUGGACACUAUCACUGUAGGGGCAAGCAGAGUCUGGAUGACGAGGCCGGACCAUCUCAUGCCCAGGAGACCACUCCACCUCAGUCUCUAGUUGACAGCUGCCUACAGUCUUCAGACGGAGCAUCUUCUUCACAGGGUGAUGCUGAGGAUGAGCAUAUACCAUCUCCACCACCACAGCCAGCUUAG
Molecule: messenger RNA, 1314 nt
Organism: Cornus florida
Lineage: Eukaryota; Viridiplantae; Streptophyta; Magnoliopsida; Cornales; Cornaceae
Product: F-box protein At5g65850-like
Exons: 2
Coding region: 1-1314 (437 amino acids)
Molecular function (GO): protein binding
Source: RefSeq, a predicted model, not a curated record